AUGGCUACUGAUACCGGUGAUUCCUUCCGUCGGCGGCUGACGGGUCGACCCAACGACAAAGACAAAAUAUUCGACAGAGGUGAGCGCACACACACCGCCCAUCGUCUCUCACUCCCUCCAUCUGUCUGUCUGCCUGCCUGCCUGCCUGGCUGUGUGUCUGUGUGUGUUUGUAGUGGUUGAGAGUGGUGCGGCGAGGCUGUUCGCCGCUGACAACGAGCUCACCAUCCUCCUCAACAUCAUCAACCGCACCGUGCCCGUGACUGACGACGAGCUGCAGCUGCACUGGCCGCACCUGACCGGCAUCAUCCACCUCAGGAACGGCGGCACCACCGGCGAUGCCAUCCUCUAUCAGACCGUCAGGCUCGGCCUGCCCAACGUCUUGGCGACCAUCUUCGAGAGGCUGAAGGUCCAUAUGCACGACAAGGUGCUGACCUGGGACACUAUCGGCAGCGGUCGGCCGAUUUCGACGGGGAACAUCCUGCGGCUGUUGGGCCAGUCGACAUCACCCCAACGUGAGCACCGCCUCGCUCCACACCACACACGUGCUAUUCCAUUUGGGUCGCGUUUUGUGCCAGAUACGGAGCAGUCGACGAGCUCAUCGGUGGUCCCAACCACCACGACCACCACCACUGAGGCGAGCAAGCCAGGUGAGAGCCGGCACGUCGCUGCACGGGUGCCGUCAUGUUGUCUUGUCCAUUCAAUGGAUGUGUGCCGUCAGGUGCUGCUGGCUUGGUGGACAGCUCGGCUUCGUCGGCAGUCGUCCCCUCUGACCCCGACACCCACACCCACACCCACACCCACACAGACCACCAGCAUCAGCAGCACUGCCGCCAUCAGCGGCGUGGCGGCGGCCGCCCCCCUCUCCCUCCUCGUCCCCCAGCCCACCCACACAUACGACUUCUCCAGCGAGGACGUCAUCAGCCAGGUGGCGAGCGGCCACGGAUGGUCGGCACACGCGACUGCCAGCGUCAAGGACAUCAUCGCUGUGCGGCACUCUGGAGUGCGAGUGCUGGUCACGUCAAGGCCACACAUGAGCUUCUUCCCCCCCAAGGGUAG
Messenger RNA from Vitrella brassicaformis, 1056 nucleotides. NCBI's taxonomy places the organism in Eukaryota, Vitrellaceae. The record is from the annotation of a GenBank genome assembly.